AUAUGAGUGCUCCUUAGGAUUGGGCGACACUCACCAAUCACCACUAGCAUUCCCUCCCAAUUCUCCUCUGGAUCGGCCAUGGCAGGCGCACAGUGCUGCGAGAACCCCCCGACGUUGAGCUCUGCCUCUGGCCAAGGAUCCGUCGUGGAGAGCAUCGGCGGCCUCAAGGCUUACACUGCCGGCUCUUCCAAUAGCAAGGCCGCCGUCGUUCUGGUCUCCGAUGUCUACGGGUAUGAAGCACCGAACUUGAGGAAACUAGCUGAUAAAGUUGCAGCUGCUGGAUUCUUUGUGGUAGUUCCUGACUUUUUCUAUGGGGAUCCCUAUGCACCAAAUCCUGAGAAAUCUAUAAUGAUGUGGUUGGAAAAUCAUGGGACGGACAAAGGUUUUGAAGAUGCAACAUCUGUAAUUGAAUAUUUGAAAAGUAAAGGCAUAGAGGCAAUUGGGGCUGCUGGAUUUUGCUGGGGUGGUAAAGUGGUCACUGAACUCGCAAAGACUGAUUAUGUCAAGGCCGUGGUAAUGCUACACCCAUCAAUGGUUAAACUAGAUGAUAUAACUGAGAUAAAACGCCCCACGUCAAUACUAGCAGCUGAGACUGACAGCAUAACUCCAGCUGAACUAGUAAAGCAAUUUGAGGAAAUCCUAUCCACAAAAACUGAGGUGGACAGUUUCGUGAAGAUUUUUCCUGGUGCUGCUCAUGGAUGGACUGUUCGGUAUGACACCAACAAUGAAGCAGCAGUCGCAAAAGCUGAAGAAGCUCACAAGGAUUUAAUGGAUUGGUUUCACAAGUAUCUCAAGUAAAUGUUCCUUAUCAUCUCAUUGGAAGCACUUAUGAAACACAUUUAUUGUAUUGAUGCUACAAAAUGACUGCUUAGUGUGAAAAUUUGUAGUUUGGAUUUCCUGUGGCAUGGAUCGUAGGUGUUGUAAGCUUUCCUUGUGUUGGAGCUGUGUAGUUUGGAUUUCCUGUGGCAUGGAUCGUAGGUGUUGUAAGCUUUCCUUGUGUUGGAGCUGCAGUAGUAGUGAAUAGUGAUGCUGUUAUGAGAUUA
Messenger RNA from Zingiber officinale, 1043 nucleotides. RefSeq names its product endo-1,3;1,4-beta-D-glucanase-like. The record is from RefSeq and is a predicted model, not a curated record. Gene Ontology annotation, molecular function: hydrolase activity. The transcript is spliced from 7 exons. The coding region runs from base 79 to 798 and encodes 239 amino acids. Lineage: Eukaryota; Viridiplantae; Streptophyta; Magnoliopsida; Zingiberales; Zingiberaceae.